CUGUCUACCUUAGUGUGUGACAGGAUUGUAUGUCAUGUGGGUAUCAUUUUACUGCAGAGCUAUUUGACACCCAGGUAAGGCAGGCACAUAUCUGACGUCAGGUGACCUGAGGUGGUAUUAACACACAGAACACACUGGUCCUCACUACUGCCAGUAACUACAGAACAGGACCAUGACGUUCAUCGCUAAGACCUUCUAUGAUCUGAAGGCCACGACGCUGGAGGGGGAUUCAGUAGAUUUCAAUGUGUUUCGAGGGCGGGUGGUCCUCAUUGAGAAUGUGGCAUCGCUCUGAGGGACAACCACCCGGGACUACAGCCAGCUCAACUUGCUCCAGAGCAAGUACCCUCACCGGCUAGUGGUCCUGGGCUUCCCCUGCAAUCAGUUUGGCUACCAGGAGAACUGUUCAAAUGGGGAGAUCCUGAACUCAUUGAAGUAUGUGCGUCCUGGAGAUGGCUACCAGCCUGGCUUCACUGUCUUUGAGAAGUGUGACGUGAAUGGAACCAACACCCACCCUGUCUUUGCCUAUUUGAAAGACAAACUUCCCUAUCCUGAUGAUGAUCCACACACCCUCAUCCAGGAUCCUAAAUUCCUCAUCUGGAGUCCCAUCAGCAGGACAGACAUCUCUUGGAAUUUUGAGAAAUUCCUGGUUGGGCCAGAGGGAGAGCCCUUUAAACGGUAUAGCAAAAAAUUUGAGACCAUCAACAUCGAGCCUGACAUACAAAGACUGUUGAGACUAACCAAGACCUGAAAAUAGCAUGGAAAUGUUCUCCUUGUGUACUAUUCUUUCUACUACUCAAAUGACUUCACAUCUAUGAUAGACAGGAAAUUUUAUGGUGUCGUCCAUCCUUUUGAGCUUUACUAAAUGAGGGUAAUAUUCUAAAAACCUGGGAAUAUUAUCUGAGGCCGUGUAAUUGCUCAAGAGUUGUGGGUUAUGCCUUGAUAAGUCUUCUUGCUCAUGUAAUAAAAAGAAAGCAUCAGCUAUAUUUUUGUAGGUCCUCAAGAAUUGAUCCUGACCUUUAGUAAACCCUCUCCUCUCUCUGUCUCUAUGCUGGCCAGCAGGUGGUGCCACUAACUUGAUUUUGGAUUAGAUUUUUGCCACCAACUCAUUGAGCUGUUUGUGAAGUUUUUCAGACAAAAAGCAAUAUAUAUAUUGUAUAUAUA
This is a messenger RNA of Coregonus clupeaformis (lake whitefish), 1161 nucleotides long. RefSeq names its product glutathione peroxidase 2 (gene gpx2). The transcript is spliced from 2 exons. NCBI's taxonomy places the organism in Eukaryota, Metazoa, Chordata, Actinopteri, Salmoniformes, Salmonidae. The record is from RefSeq and is a predicted model, not a curated record. Gene Ontology annotation, molecular function: glutathione peroxidase activity. Gene Ontology annotation, biological process: response to oxidative stress.